Messenger RNA from Didymodactylos carnosus, 822 nucleotides. The record is from the annotation of a GenBank genome assembly. Lineage: Eukaryota; Metazoa; Rotifera; Eurotatoria; Philodinida; Philodinidae.
AUGUUUCCAUUCGGAGCAGCAGUAUUCGAUGAAUAUAAAAAUCUUAAAUCGUUAACAGUUAUUGAUAUACCAUAUAAAUAUUCACAAUGUUUAUCAUCCAUGAAACCAAUUAAAACGUUGACAUAUUUGAAAAUGGAAUUCUUUCAUGAAAAUUAUAUUUAUUCAUCAGAAGUAUGUACUGUUCUAUUACAAGAGGACAGUCAACUCGAAACACUAAUUAUUACUGGUCGAUCAAUUAGAUUAAGUGGUGCUAUCGCAAUUGGAUCAUCACCAAAACUUAAAACAUUAAUUAUCAUUUUGGAACAUCAACAAGAUCUACUAUUACUACUAAGACAUUUACCGUUAAUAGAAUAUUUAGAUGUGACGAUUGCACAGGAAACGACGAGACAUGAUGUUUACGAUGUGGCAAACGAUGGUAGUUAUUCAAAACAAUUGAAAACAUUUAUUAUUCAAACAUCCGGCAAUUCCAGUGCCAUUAAUUUCCAUUUGCUGGAAGUUUUAUUAGAACACUUUGAAUAUAGCCUUGAAUAUUUAGCUGUAUAUUGUACGUGUGACGGUUUAAUUGAUGGCCAACAGUUAUUAUCAGCAACUCGUUCAAACUUAAAACAACUUAAUUUCUUUCUUCAUUUUGAUCGCAAUAUGAAACCGUAUAAUCUACUCGACUAUUUAUCGACAUUUAAAGAAGCAACAACACCUAUUACAUAUUACUAUAAUACUUCUUGUCAACACUUUUUCCUGUUUAAUACCUCAAUGAAUAAGGCUCGCAUGAUAGCAGCACAAAUUAAUCUACAACAUCUGCUAAUUGAUACUGAACAAAUUUAA